GAGAGAGAGAGAGCGCGCGCUCACACAUAACUGUUCGCUGUAAUACGACACAGAUUAAUAGACAGCAACAGGAGUCAGGACACAUUUUUGUCAAGACUUCAUCUUCCCAGCUCUUUCCUUCUCUGGAAAAUCUUCAGAUUGAGGGCCGGGAAGCAUCUGCGACAUUUGAGCUCUGGUUAGAUGUGAGAUACGCAUCUGAAAGAGUUUAUACCACAGCCUAAAUGAGACUCCGCGGGUCCGCGGGGCACCGGAAGGAGACGGGGGAGUUGUGGGGGGAGGCGCAGGGAGGCCACCGAGGGGCUCCGGUGUUGCGGAGGGGGACAGAAAAGGAGAAAGCGAAAGAGCAGGGGAGACGGGGAGCGAUGGCCACGGGAGAAAUCACGACUCUCCCUGCCUCCCCUGAAGAUGGGGCCAGCGGAGGGUUUCCUUCGGGAAACUUCAAGGACCCGAAACGUCUGUACUGCAAAAACGGCGGGUAUUUCCUGAGGAUAAACUCUGACGGCAGAGUGGACGGGAUCCGUGAGAAAAGUGACCCACACAUUCGGCUCCAGUUUCAGGCGACGGCUGUAAGCGAGGUGUUGAUCAAAGGAAUCUGUGCUAACCGUUAUCUGGCCAUGAGCGCUGAAGGACGACUCUUUGGAACGAGAAGACUCACAGAUGAAUGUUAUUUCUUUGAACGCCUGGAGUCGAAUAAUUACAACACAUACAGAUCCCGGAAAUAUCCCGACUGGUACGUGGCUCUAAAGAGAACAGGCCAGUAUAAAUCAGGUUCGAUGACCGGCCCGGGGCAGAAGGCUAUUCUGUUCCUCCCUAUGUCUGCCAAAUGUUGAUCAAGAGAUGCUCUCCACCUCAUCGUGUUCAACACGAGGGUCAACGGCCCAUUGACGCACGCACUCCACAAACCCAACACAAACCGAAUGAGAUCAUUGGAAACACAACAGAGAAGAUUCAAGUUCAUUGCUGUUCACAGUGCACUGCUUUAACACUAUGAGAACUCUUUUCAUUUAGCAUUUAUAUCGAGGAAUCCUUCCAAAACAUGAAUUGAAUGUUAUUAUUAUUAUUUCCCUGGAUAUAUUAAGACGGAUUUGUCCACAACAACAUUUCCCAACAUGGCCGAAUGAACAAACCCCACCGAUAUGAUACGAUUUUCCAAAACAGGUUAUUCCCAAAGCUGAAGGUGGGCAAUAGUGUUGCUUUAAAGAAUACACUGAGCUGUUAUUGCUGUUUUUCGACAGAAGACCAGCACUGAGAGAUACUGGACAGAUUGAUUUCCUGAAAGUGUUUUUGCUGAAAUCUGUAUCUGUAUUUCUUAUUCUGUAGAGGAAUUUUCCAGAUCUUACAGGAAUGUUCAAAAUGUGAGUUAAUUUAAUGCUGCUUCACAGAGAUUUUAUUCUUUACGCUCAUUGUACUUUUAAGUUCAUCUAUAUUGUGUAUUUUAUAGAAACGAAGGGAUCUUCUGCUGCAAUAAUGAAGGGAUGAGUAGUAUAUCAUGAAUGUUUUUCGAAAAACUUUAUUCUUUGUCGUGUUGGCUACGUUUUUGUCAGUAAAUAGACACUUUUGUCCAAAGUGACGUAAGGUGCAAUCAAGCUAUACAUUUUAUCAUUAUAUGUGCAUUCCUGGGGUACUGAACCCAUGACCUUGGCGUUGCUAGCGCCAUGCUUUACCAGCUGUAUUAAUCCAUCACUGUUUUAAUUGUAAAAAAUAUGCUAAAAUGGUUAACAUCAUGACAGUACAUCAAGACAUGCAGGUGUUUUGUCAGAUGAUCGCUGUAUUGAGUCCACCGGCAUGUUGAUUCCAAACCGAUGCAAUGAGGAAUGGACGUCGAAAGUGUGCGCUUUAAACCUACUGUUUUGUAUCAGGAUGCUGGUCAUACAGCCAUUAAAACACACAAAAUAUUUUUUUUACAAAUUUCCACAGGACAAAGAAACUCGGAAAACAUAGAUUCAUUUAAAGGCUGCGUUCUUUCUGUGUUUUUGAAGCUUUGAUUGUAUAACAUGUGUUCAUGUUUCACGUGUAAAAACUCGUUUUUUUUCCACACAAUUUACUUAUCUGUAUAGCGCUGUUUUCACUGUCCUAAAAACAGGCUGAUGUCUUCCUUGUUCUAUGAAGUCCCUCGUUCAGAAAUACGUAUCGAGUUCUGAUUGUGUAGUUUGUUUAGUGUGUUUUGAUUCGACAGCAGCUUAGCUUAGCAGAGCCGUUUGAGCUUAGCUGGCGACUGACGUAUUCCUGUGGGCGGAGUUUAGUCAAAAAACUGUUUUAUUGACGUCAUUCAAUCAGGAAGUAGAGGGCUGUAGUCUUUGAAAGGCAAAUUCUGUUAAAGAAAAUAUAUCGCCUGGCAGUGAACUUUGAGCUUUAUCCUUUUACAGGUAUUAUUUAUGCUAAUUUUCAUGAUAGUUGGUUGUGCAAGUAUUGUUUGAGGUAAACCCCCAUAUGAACUCCCAAUGUUGUGUUAUUUAGUUAGAAAUGAAUCAUGCUUGGGUUGAUUCUGUUCUAUGUGCCCAAACUGAAAAAAAAAUGAUUCAUUCAAUUUACUCAUUUUUCUUAAAGGUGCAGUGUGUAAUUUUUAGAAAGAUCUCUUGACAGAAAUGCAAAAUAAUAUACAAAACUAUAUUAUCAGGGGUGUAUAAAGACCUUUUUAUAAUGAUCCAUUAUGCUUUUAUAACCUUAGAAUGAUAUGUUUUUAUCUACAUACACGAGGGUCCCUUUAUGUGGAAGUCGCCAUUUUGUGCCGCCAUGUUUCUACAGAAGCCCUUAACGGACACACUUUUUUCCUAAGUUGUCUCUGAUAAUGACAUGUUUUUCCGGUGGCGGCUACCGUAGCUUCUCUAUGCGUUUCAAAAGUGAGGGGUAAGCAGUGGACUGAGCCCUUGUUUGCAAUUCGCAACCUCACCACUAGAUGCCGCUAAAAUGUACACACUGCACCUUUAAGGUAAGUGGUCGCAAUCAAUUUAUUUAAGCUACAUUUAAACAAACAAACAAACAAAACAUUGAAAAACCAAACAAAAAACUUUUGUUUAAAUGUAGCUUACAUAAACUGAUUGUGACCACUUACCUUAAAAAAUUGAGGAAAUUGAAUGAAUAAUUUUUUUUCAGUGUAAAAAACUUACUGGUGAAAGAUUUUUAACGUAUUCAUGCAUUGCGUUUUUUGUAAUCUGUACGAAUUGGAGAUAUGUACUUAGUUAUAGGCAGUGUUUAAAUGUCAAAAGAAUAUGGCCCUAGCUAAGCCACCCCCCCGGCCAAGAGAGUUUACAUUUAUUUCAGAUAAAAAUCUUUUGGAUUGGUUUAUUGCAGAAUUGAGACAGACACUAUCGCUUUGUGUCAGCAUAGCACAAGAAUUUUAAAUUGAUGUAGUAUUUAAAUGAAUAAAAACCAGGUUGGCCUAGUUUAUAUUUUUGCGCUUUAUAGGGGGUCCCACAAUGCUGAAAAAAAUUAUUCAUUCAAUUUACUAAAUAUUUUAAGGUAAGUGGUUGCAAUUAAUUUAUUUAAGUUACAUUUAAACAAAAGUUUUUUGUUUAAAUGUAGCUUAAAUAGAAGUUUGUGAUUGGCCAGCAUAACAAAACAGAUUUUAUGUACACAUUGCACAAUUUUGUACAAUUAUGUAGUUUGCGUGCUUUGAUGGCUGAAUGACCAGCAUCCUGAUGCAAAACAAAAAGUUUAAAGUGCACGGUCUGGACGUCCAUCCCUCACAACCUUGUUUUGGAAUCAACAUGGCGGCAGACUGAAUAAGGUGUAUACCACAAAUCUUAAAAAAGGUUCCUCUAUGCACCUAAAGUUCGCCAGACAAACUUCUUAUCAAGAACUGCUUCUUGAUCUGAUUUCUUUUGAGGUCAGUGUAUCACUUUCUGAGUUAGUCAAAAAGCAGAGGUUAGAAAAAUCCCCCAGGGUCAUAAGUAAGAAUUUACAUACAGUUUUUGUACAAUAAAUAACAAUGAAUCUUAUGUUUAAGUGUCAUUAAGUUUUGCUGACAACGUAAAUUUUUCACAACAAUUUACAAUUAGCUUACAAAUUUAUUAAAAUCAGAACAAAAUCAACUCAGCACUAAUUCCAAAUAAAACUCAAGACCAAAAAGAAAAUCAGAAUUAAAAAUAUGGUUAAUUUUCUUCAUGUAAGAUAUAAUUUAUUUAAUACUUUUGAGUUUAAGGUGAAAUAUGACAUUUCAGGACAGUUUUUGCGAAGCAGACAGAGUCUCUCGCCGUAUACCGUCUCUCUAGAUCUCUGGCAGCCGUCUGUAGUAGAGCUGAUAAAACAUACCCGAAUAUACAGCGGGCAGCUCCUCCAUAUUCAAGUCAAUAUUGUGAAAGCCUUUUUCCAACCCGUACAGCAGAAGUUUGGCUAUUCGACUCGUAAUUGGUGUCGUCUCGCUAGUCUUGGCUAAUUCAGCCAAAUCCAACCAUUCGCAUCGCAGACAUUCCUGAGUGCAGAAGUUAAUGUCGUAUGAAAGUGGGCGAAGUCUGCAGAUAAGAUACAUGUCGGACAUCCUGAACGCUCCGGGGUGGUUGUGCUGCUGACGAAUACUGAGAAGAGAUCGGAAUUCUGAUCGGACCCCGGUUUCUUCAAAAACCUCACGGACGGCUGUGUCACCUAAAAUACAAAUUUAGUUAAAAAGGAAACUCUAUCAAGUGGUUAAAGGUUCAACGUGCACGCACUUUAUUACAUUAAAUUAUAUUUUCAGCACAAACAAGCAGUAAUUAUAAGCAAGAGUCACCACAAACAUGGCUAUAAAUUUAUAUCACAAGUUAUGCAAUAAGUAUAACGGUAGUAGACGGUGAUCUUUAGAUGUGUGUCAACCUGGAUUACAAAAUCAGUCAUACCGGUCAAUUUAUCAUCUGAAAGCUGAAUAAGCUUUCCAUUGAUGUAUUUGUUAGGAUAGGACAGUAUUUGGCAGAGAUACAACUCCUUGAAAAUCUGGAAUCUUAGGGUGCAAAAAAUAUUAUAAAUACUGAAAAAAAAUCGGCUUUAGAGUUGUCCAAAUUAAGUCCUCAGCUGCACAUAUUACCAAUGAUAAAUAAAGUUUUGAUAUAUUUAUAGUAGCAAAUUUACAAAAUAUUUUUACACAACAUGAUCUUUACUUAAUCUCCCAAUGAUUUUUGGCAUUAAAAAAUCCAUCAUUUUGAUCCAUACAAUGUAUUGUUGGCUACUGCGACAAAUAUACCCGUGCAACUCAUGACUGGUUUUGUUUUCCAGGGUCAAAUUCAUCUAUAUAAAGCUUUUGAAAGCUUUAAUGCCAAAACAGAGAGAAGGGAAAUGUGGUAUUGUACUUUUUUUUAUUGAAAAUCUUGAGAUUUUCAAAUCUUGGAUGAUGGUUAUACCAACCUUUUUUACAGAAACAAAUAGAAAAUGUAAGACCUAAAUUUUACCAAUGUUUUCUCCAAGAUCUGACAGACCACCAGGAAACUUCCAAGCAUUUUUAGUCUGGAAAAAGACAGAAACAUGUUUAAAGCACAUUUUACCUUACUUUCUUUGAAAUGUAUUUUCAUUGAAAUGAUUUCUAUGGUCUUUUGUUUCACUCUUACACUCCUACAGAAAUAUUAUUAUCUCUGUCAAUAUAACACUAAUCUAUUUUAUGAACUUUUUUAAAGUCGUAGAUUAAAGAUUUGCUUUUUUUGUGGACCAGCGAUGCAAAUUGUCAUUAAUUUGUUAAGAUUAACAAAAGCAUUUCCAACUUGGUAGCAUGCUUAUUAUUAUUUAUACCUUUGAAAGGCAUUACACAAGUAACAAAAAGGGUAAAAGUGUUGAAAUUUAGGGAAAAUAUUCAUUCAAAACACAUUUAUUCUACCCCGAAAGGAAAUGGGAAGUGUCUGCCAAGUGCCAAGUAUUAAGAUCUUUUUAAUCGCAUCUAAAAAAGGAGCAGAGUUUUUAAUAAAUAAAUCAUCCGAUACUGGUGAAGAUACAGAUAUAUUUAAAAAUGAUUUUUUAAAAGAGGUAAAAGAGAUGAAGUGAUUUCAAUUUAUAUAUACUGAUUUAUAACAAAGUAGAAAAUGCUGCUAGUAUUAAAUAAAAUUUCUUACUUGAGUACUUUUAUUUUUUACAAUUGAAAAUAUUUAACAAAGCAAACAUAUUUUGAAAUCAAUCACAGUACAACAUAAUGUGCAGAAUAUUUUCAACAUCUGUAAAUGUCAUAACUUUGUAUUUGUCACUUCUAUACUAUCAAUAAAGAGCUAUUCAUA
Molecule: messenger RNA, 6167 nt
Organism: Paramisgurnus dabryanus
Lineage: Eukaryota; Metazoa; Chordata; Actinopteri; Cypriniformes; Cobitidae
Gene: fgf2
Product: fibroblast growth factor 2
Molecular function (GO): growth factor activity
Source: RefSeq, a predicted model, not a curated record